ACACUGUUUAUUGCUUUUGUCCCUUUUUUAUUUUUUGUCAAGGUCGUAAAAGGACAAGAUGACCCUUGUAGGGGUGUGGUCUGUCCAAGAGGCCGCAUGUGUGUUCCCUACACAAACGAUGAGGGGAAGAGCUAUUCCACCUGCGAAUGUCCAACCAGUUGCACACCGGAAGUGAACGAGCCUGUUUGCAGUUACUACAAUACAUCGUUCAUCAGUCGCUGUGAGAUGCAUAAGUUCGCUUGUGCGCACGACCUAACCAUGAAAGUGAAGAGUGAAGGAAGCUGCCCUUCCGAUACAGUCGGUAAUUAGUGUAAACCAGGGCCCAGUCGAUUAGUACUAUACCGGGGUUUAAUUUUAAUCUUGGUUUCUUUAUCUUUUGCUCAAAAGCAUUUUCUCGGAUAAUUUUCUCUAUUCUUUUUAGAGCAUCCAAUCAUCAAGCUGUGGGCGAAAAGAAUGUUUUUUCUUUUUAAGCUUUCAUAUCUGAAUUUAAAUUUCGUACUAACCCUGGGUUGUCUUAACCCAGCUUUGAUCAACUCGGCCCUGGGUCCAAUCUCGCCAUAAGUUUGGUGCCAAGCGAAUAAAGGGGAGGGGAGGGAGAGGCAGGGUUGGAGACUCUCCAAGGGGGGGAUUAACCCCCUCUAAGUUCUCUUUGUGACCAGCAACAAAUUUAUCCCAACAUUAUCACUGCCAAAUUAAAAGUGCAGAUCAAGAGAAAGAAUGAAAUGAUAAACAGUGAUAAUAGGUCAUGAUGAUGUCUUGACGUUUGAACUAAGUUUCUUAAGCAGUACAAUAAGAAACAUAUAUAUCGAGAACGGUGUGGAGAAUAUACAUAUUGAUAUCGGGGUUGAAAGGGUUAAUGCGCGCGAGUGCCUGAAAUACGCGGAAUUCUCUUCCGCGGCGUUUGUUAUAGACCUUCAAAAAAGUCCCUCGUCGGAUUUCAUUUGGCACGGGACCUCUCGCGACUUCGUCGGAUGUGUAUAACCAGCAAACAAAAUUUCACGGUGCAUUGUCCUUGAUGGUAAGAUCAUUUACGUGUUCCUUUGCAGUUGCUUGUUCCGAAGACUAUCUCCUACAAUUUCCAACUCGGUAUCUGGAGUGGAUAAUGAUUGCUCGUGAAGUCUCCCUCGAUCCAACAUUUUCUCUGAGUUCUGGAGCACGCGCCGAUGCCUUAACUGAAGCAGAAAGAAACACUAUCUUGUCGGUAAGAAGAACGUGACACUAAAUACCCUCAAGCGUGGAGAAAUAGCACUUUUAGGAUGCCUCCUAGCACUUUCCCUGCCAUCUUGGAGCCUGAAAUAGGCUAUAAUAUAUCGAAACUUUUCUAACAGCUCAUUGUUUAAGACAAUCUUUUCCUUUUGAUUUGCUUUUUAGUGGGAAUUUGAUUACAUUGACAAGAACAAGAACAAUGUCCUUGAUAAUGAAGAAGUGGGCCGAAUAUUUUUCGACUUGUUGAAUGCCGAGCCUUGUAUUGAAGGCUUCCUCUUGUCCUGUGACCAGAAUGAAAAGGAAGGAAUUGAACGCCGCGAAUGGGAUUUCUGUUUUCCAAAAACAGCAGGUAACAUUUGA
Molecule: messenger RNA, 1566 nt
Organism: Porites evermanni
Lineage: Eukaryota; Metazoa; Cnidaria; Anthozoa; Scleractinia; Poritidae
Source: the annotation of a GenBank genome assembly